Colletotrichum karsti is the source of this 3606-nucleotide messenger RNA. Its product is annotated as endonuclease/Exonuclease/phosphatase. The transcript has 4 exons. The coding region runs from base 1 to 3606 and encodes 1201 amino acids. The record is from RefSeq and is a predicted model, not a curated record. Gene Ontology annotation, molecular function: phosphatidylinositol-4,5-bisphosphate 5-phosphatase activity; protein binding. Gene Ontology annotation, biological process: phosphatidylinositol dephosphorylation. NCBI's taxonomy places the organism in Eukaryota, Fungi, Ascomycota, Sordariomycetes, Glomerellales, Glomerellaceae.
AUGCCUCCUCCCCCCGACCAGAAUGGGCCUGAUGGCUCAUCACUUAAACCCGUCUCGUCCCUCCGAGCCAAGUUCGAGAAUAUGAACAAGGGCGAAUCCGCGCCUGGCCCCUCCCCGCCCCGAACCAUCUCUCCGGGUCCGAAGCCGGAAUUCCUUCAGAAUGCAAAGUCGUCAACCGAAAGCCUUCCGAUCCCCCCAAGACCUCGAGAGCGUACGAGUAUUUCGACCCCUUCGCUUCCGCCCCCGUUGCACGAGCCGGUUCCACGCUCGCCCGGCCGUUCCCUGGGCGUGCCACCCACUUUGAAGCCAGAACCCGUGAAAGCUCCGUCCGUCAUGGUUGAGCCUCCUCAGUCUCCGCCAAAGAACACCAUCGCUAGAUUCGCGCAUGCCGAAACCCCGGCUUUUCUGAACGCAGAGUCCGGCGCAUCGACUCCGACAACUCCGACGACUUCGCGGCAGUUCAAGAUCCCGAGUCGGCCCCAUACCCCCUCCCUCGAACCGAACCGCCGCUCUCCCCGACUUUCGGCCUCCCAACCGCCCUCUCCGCCGCCGCCGAGAAGAUCCGGCGAGGUUCGGAGGGAAAACAAGCCUGCUGUGCCUCCGCCCAUCAACCGGGCUGAGAAGCCGUCAAUGCAAAACCAGCCGAGGCCUUCAUUCUUCGCGGACCAUGUUGUCGCUGCUCCCGGCAGGGGCAAACUGAAGCCGGAGACCUCGCCAUUCAGCAGCCCGCCGAGCAGCCCCGAACCAGCCCCUCCAGUGCUUCCCACAAGACCAAAAGCGCCUGCUGUGCAAUCGGAUCCUCCGCCGCAGCAGCAAAGGGGAAGGACAUUGGAUGUUGGAUUCGCACCUCCGCCUGUACAUCACUCGAUCAUGACCAAGAGGAACCAGCGGGAACAGGAAACGAAUGGCUUCGUCAAAGGCCAGAUCACGCCCCAGAUUACCGGCGAAGCUCGACCCUCCGUGCCCGCACUUCCCGCGAGACCACAAACGAUCGCCGCCGAGCCGCCGCCACGACCUCUUUCAAUGACAAUGAAACCGCCCCCGCGACCUCCCAGGCCUGGCGUCAACACCCAUUCAAUCUCCGAGGCUCAACCUCCGCCUAAACGUAUUGUCUCGACCCCUACAACCCAUCUUCCUCCGCCUACCCGGUUACCUGGACGUGCGAAUACGGUGACUGACAGAAUAUCAGAGAGGUCUGCGCCACGCCCGGCACCCCCACAGCAUCCUCCUCCUCCAGCGCAUCCCGUGCAACCCGUGCAAUCCAUAUCACCACCCCAGCCGCCGCCCGAACCAACCACCGCCUUGAUCCCGUCGAGCAGCAAUUCCAAGGUCGAAAUCAACGGCUCGACCCAAAGCUUCCCGGACCCCUCCAAUGUGAAUCGGAGACCACCAUACAUCAAGCAAGGUAUGCACGAAAUUCAGACCAAGUACGACCCCAGGACAUUUGAUGUUUGUGGCGACCUCAUCUGCACGACCGGCCAUUUGACUCGUGUUUGGAGUUUGCGCGAUGGUGAGCUGCUCAUGAGCUUUGCGCAUGGUGAAGGUAUCAAAGCUACAGCAGUGGCCUUCAAACCCGGGAAUAACGUAGACGAGGAAGGCCAGCGGUUGUGGAUUGGCAACAAUUUCGGCGAGCUCAUGGAGGCAGAUAUCGCAACCCAGAGUGUGAUUGCGACCAAGCCGAGUGCUCAUGGCCGUCAUGAAGUUAUUAAAAUCUACCGCCACUAUAAUGAGCUGUGGACGCUGGAUGAGACUGGUGGGCUACUCGUUUGGGGUCCGGAUGAGACCAGCACGCCUAAUUUGACGAAUAACUCACAUCAAGCAUUCCGGUUACCCAAGGCUCAUACGUUCUCCAUGAUCAUUGGGGAUGAGUUAUGGCACGCAACCGGCAAAGAGAUCCGCGUUUUCGCACCCACGUCCGAUGGACAGACGCAAUUCCAGGUUUUGGUGAGGCCCCUGCUUCAAGACACCGCUGGAGAAGUCACCUCGGGCUGCCAAGUGCGGUCACAGCCUGGUAAGGUCUUCUUCGGCCACGCCGACGGCAAGGUCUCGAUCUAUAACACUCAAGAUUUCGCUUUUCUCGGCCUCAUCAACCUGAGCUCGUGGAAGAUCAACUCUCUCGCGGGUGUUGGCGAUUAUCUCUGGGCGGGUUUCAACACAGGCAAAGUCUGUGUGUACGACAUGGCAACGACACCUUGGGCUGUUAAGAAGGACUGGCAAGCGCACGAUAAAAACCCGGUUGUGAGGCUCGCGGCGGACACUUCCAGCGCAUAUCGCAUGGAUCGUCAUCAAGUCGUCUCUCUCGGUGCAGACAACAUGCUCCGCGUCUGGGACGGCCUCCUCCAAGACGAUUGGCACGAGACUGAAAUGAAAGGAAUGGACACGCAGUAUUGCGAAUUCCAAGAUCUCAAAGUCUUGGUUAUGACAUGGAACGCGGGCGCAUCAACACCUCACAGUCUCCGGUAUGCAGACGAAGAUGCCGAGUUCAUCAAGAGUCUGCUACAAGCAAACAGCUCGCCGGAUAUUUUAGUGUUUGGUUUCCAGGAACUUGUCGACUUAGAGGACAAGACGGCAACAGCCAAACGCUUUCUGAAAGUCAAAAAGAAGGAGGGUUCAGACCAAGAGCGGAUGAGCCAUCAAUAUCGCGAUUGGAGAGACUUCCUUCUCAAGAGCCUUGACGACUACAUGCCGCCUGAUUGCCUGUAUCAUUUGCUGCACACUGCAACUCUUGUUGGGUUGUUCACCUGCAUCUUUGUCAAGUCGACGCUUAGAGAUCGCAUUCGAAACUUGAGUGCGUCAGAGGUGAAGCGCGGUAUGGGAGGACUCCACGGCAACAAGGGUGCCAUAGUCGUUCGGUUCAUGGUUGACGACUCAUCUCUUUGCUUCAUCAACUGCCAUCUGGCUGCGGGUCAAUCUCAGGCCAAUAGCCGUCACAACGACGUGGCAGCUAUUCUCGAAGCGCAGAUUUUGCCCCCGGAACGAGACCCGAGCACACGUAUCGACAGCUUCAUUGGCGGUGGAGAUGGCACCAUGAUUUUGGAUCACGAACUGUGCUUACUGAAUGGUGACCUCAACUACCGCAUUGAUACCAUGUCUCGAGAUACCGUGGUCAUUGCUGUCAAGCAGAACAACUUGGCUAAGUUGCUGGAACGAGACCAGCUGUUGGUGGCCAAGAGGAGAAACCCAGCAUUCAAGCUUCGAGCCUUCGACGAGAUGCCGAUCACAUUCGCGCCAACCUACAAGUACGACGUCGGAACUGACAAUUACGACACAAGUGAGAAAAAGCGUUCGCCCGCUUGGUGCGAUCGCCUCCUAUACCGUGGAGGGGGCAGGAUAAAGCAGAUCGACUACAAACGUCACGAAGUCCGCGUUUCCGACCAUAGACCUGUUACGGGAAGAUUCAAAUUCACGGUCAAGAAAAUUCAGCCAAAGGCUCGUGCCAUGGCUUGGAUGGAUUGCCAGUCAAGGUUCGAGGACCUCAGACUGAGCGAACUCAACGAUGACAAGAUGGCAUACUUGACCAAUGUCAUCGGAUACGACGAAGCCACGGCUCGGAGUAUACUGAAUCCUAGAAGCGACCGCAGCCCGAGCAGGAACCGGGAAGCAUAG